Molecule: messenger RNA, 12264 nt
Organism: Pocillopora meandrina
Lineage: Eukaryota; Metazoa; Cnidaria; Anthozoa; Scleractinia; Pocilloporidae
Source: the annotation of a GenBank genome assembly
ACCGAUUGCAAGAUGGCGACGAAGCCAAUCGUUCUUCGCUUGUUCCAUUUCCUCUUCGUUUCAGCAGGUAAAACAUCGACUCGUAAUUCUAUUUUUGAACUGAAACAACCAUUAGUUGUCUUUCUUCCAUAUUAGAUACUUUCAAAGUUGUAAUCGUUUCCCCUGUGGAGCAAAAUAUAACAUAAAAUUCAUUCUUAGGCUCAUUAUAGUUAACUUAAAUAUUGUUCAUAACCAUAUCUCGAACUUCUUAGUCAUCGCGUUUGAUUUUCAUUCUCAUCGAUUAAUUCGAUAAUGCAUCUCAUAAUUGCAUUCUAAACCAGCAUUUUUUCAAAGACAUUACAAUUUUCCUCGCUAUUUAACCUAAUCAUAAUGCUAUCCUCACUGACUUAGCUGCGAUGUACAUGUAAAUCGUAAGCGAAAAACCUUCCCACUACUUAGAUUUCUUUUUUACGUUUACAGUUACAGGCUUAUUAAGGAACGGGGAGGAUAGCUUCAUCAUUAGAGAACCAGGCAAGGUACGUCAAUUCCGUUGCUUUCUUCUUUCUGGAUGGUAAUUAUCACGUUCGAACAUGGAUCUUUUUGUUAAAACUGUGAUCAUGUGCACAUAAUCUGAGACGAGCGAUAACUUCGACCUACUAGUGUCUAAAGUAACGCUUCGAUCGUGCUCCAGCUAAGGUGAUGGUACAAAUUCCUUGUUUGUCUUUUUUCUCUUAUGAAUAGUGCGCCUAGAACGGCGCGAAACAUCGACCGUCGUGGUAGCUAACAAUCUGAAGUUUCACAUAGUGAUCUCGUCAUCGGUUUUCUUUAUCCUAAGCCAUCGAAAAUCUUAAUCUUGUUCUUUUUUUUCCUCUGCUUACAAUGCUUAAGUUUGCGCGGUUUCUUGAUGAAGUGCACAGUUUUUAGUGUUAUAUCAGUUAUGGGAUAUCCACUUUGACGGACAUGAAUUCCUUUUCAAUACACUUAUCAUGUGAAUUGACCAUUCCACUCGAAGUGACAUAUAAAUCCUUUUUACUUUAACCGAUUUGUUGUGAUGAAGAGUAAAUUUAAUUUUGUUUAUGCAAAUAAUGGCACACAACACAAACCAAAUUAUUAAGAAGUUUGUGUCUUACAAUCAUGUGUCCAAUUUUAAAUAUAUUUCUGGAAGACAUGUUGCUGUAAUAGUUAGCAGAAUAGAAGUCAUAUUUGAGUGUCCAGAUUCAAGCUCUGGUCAGGGUCAUUGAGUUCUAUUUUAAAUGCAGGCCACUUAACUCUCACCGUGCCUGUUACCUCACUGGAAUGUAAAUAGCACCAUUGAAAAGACAGUGAGACCUGAAGAUAGGCUGGUGUGUGAUGAGAGGGAGGAGGGAGGGGGCUACUAUGGAGGGAUAUUCCAUCCUGCAUCUCCACAAAUAUAUUUGUCAAAUAAAAAUGGCCCAAGUACACAAUGCUCAAAAAACAUACCUUUUCACGUUUCUAGAUACAGAGAUACUUAUUGGUCUGUAGACCCAGCUGUAUGAAGAGUUUGUUAAAGCCCUUGUAGUGUUGUACUUUGAAAUGAUAGGUAGACCUUAAAACAUUUAUCUUAACCCUUUAACUCCCAAGAUCUCAUUAGUAAUUCUCCUUACUGUAUAUACACAGUUGUUGUGAUGUUAGUUUGGAGGAUCUGGUAUUGGAUCAACUUAUAAUCCCUUGAUUGAUAAUUUCUCUUUAAUUUGAUCACUUGUCUACUUUAUAUUGUAUUGAGAUUGUAAGGAGAAAUUCUGUCUUGGUCACUUGUGGGAUUUAAAGGGUUAAGUGCAGAUUAUAUACAAUUCACAAUGAAACUCGUCGUGAGCAUAUUGAGAUAACAUUCAGAGUUUACUGUCGGUGUCCAUUUCGAUUGGUGGUUCUUGUGUAGACAAUUUUUGUUGCAGAAUAACAUGGCUCAACUGAAAAACUUGAUACCUAACUAUGUAUGCAUUUCAGCCUCAUCAAACAUGCCUUGUGUGAAUCAUAUAUGUCUGAGAUUCUUUUGUUUUCUUCCUCUGAAAACGCGACACUUCCUAAUUCCAUUUUGGUCCAGGGUCAGUUAACAUAUUGCUUUGAUAAGAAGGAGCAAAGUCUAAUGUGUCACAAUAGUAAUUUGGAAGGAUGUAUGUGUAUGUUUGACUUUAGAGGGUGAAUAAUCAUUCUACUUGCCUGAUGGGUAAGGCUUUUCCUAAGUGUGUUUACUUGUCAGCAUGGCUCUACUCUUUUCAUUUCAUUGUGUGAAAGAACAGUGUAUGUGAACAGUCCAAAGGAACUUAAAACCCUUCCUUUUAUAUUCACCCUUCAAUCUCAUUUUACUUCCAAAAAUGUCUAUCGGUCAAGAGUUCAAGUAAUUACAUUAAAAUGUGAAAGAAUGUGACCCUAUGUAAAUUAAAGGCAAGUGGUCCAUCACCAAAGCCCUUAUCAGAUUCCUGAAAGGGAAAUGACUAAGAGUCUUAAAACUGAUGAAUUCCAAUCAGGUCAAGACUUCUCUCACUUCUAGAAAAUCAGACCACACAACUACAACUCCUAGGUGCAAGCCAUUUACUGAAAUGGCUUGGAUUAUUGGUUAUAUUCUGAGUUAGAUGCCAGAGUGCUUGCCUGCAGUUUUUUUUUAGUUUACAUGAAGAUGCUCGGGUGUUGUGAUGGCAUAUACAUGAACAGACAACUUGGGAGAGGAACUGUGAGGUGCAAACUAUUUCUUGUAAGAGGGUAAUUUAGUGUUUUCAACUGAGUUGAUAACGUAAAUUGGCCACUGUAAAGAGGUUAAAGGCUGAUGAUUUGAGCAUUAGCCCUUUUCCAGAGUGAUUAACAAAGGGCUAAUGCUCAAAAUAUCAGCCUUUAAACUCUAAACAGAGGCCAAUGUAUGUUAUCAACACAGUUGACAACACUCAAUUACCCUGUUAUACUCUCCCACUGACACACCACAGUUUUUUUAGAAACUUACCAGUAUCCCAUUUCUAGUAAGGGUCUCACUAAAGAUCAUGAUAAGGGAGUUAACAGGAAUUUCUUGUUAAAGAGGGUUCAAGUUUUCAAGAAUCAACUGUAGAUUUCCUUUCAAUCUUUCUAGGAACUGGAAUGUAUCAUUUUUGCCACAUAAUACAUUAAGAUCAGUAAUGAACAUCUUUUCUGACGACUGGAUAAACAUGAUAUAGUUUUUUUAAAACUGUACACAAGACAAUUCACUCUUACUACUCAUCACUGUUUCUCUGGACUGAGGCAACCAGGACCACAGUACUCAAACUGUAUCAGAUGCUAGUCCAUCACAGGUUUUUCUUCCAUAGUAUCCAGCUUUCCCCCCCCCCCCCCUUUUUUUGGACUUUUUUCCUUGGGGUAGAGAGAGGCUGGUUUUUCCCACUUACACAAAACCUUGUAAUUUUAUAGAGUAACAAUUUCUGUGUUGUGCUGAACACAUCAUGUUACUUUCACGUGACUUCACGAUUUUCAAUGUGGUGAUAAGUGUGUUAUUUAUGAAGAGUAUUUUACACACAUGAUAUUGCUGUAAGGUGACUUUGCACAGUUAGAAGCUUGUUUGUUGAUUUUCACAUUAAUCCAUCAUUAAAAACUACUGUUUCCUCAUGUGAGGCUUUUCUUGCUCUAAACAUGAAGAAGUAUUCGGACAGGAAAAGCUUUCUUUUUUAAGAGCGAAGUUUAUACAGCAGCUCAACGGUCUAAUUUUUUGCACUCUAUGAAUCAUUAGACUUUUUUAAGCGCGAACUGCAUAUAAUUUUAGUACGAACAAAGAACACUCCAUGUAGGGAAUAACCAUAGUAAGCGUGCGAAUUUAUCAUGCAAAGGCAUAUUACAACAAGUACAUUAGAAGUUUUCAUUUAAAACAGUAAAAACGAGUAAACGAAAUGCUAGGUUGAAUUGAUAUUUGACUGUGUCAUAAUGAGACGUUGAUGUCCAAAGUUUCAACAAAAUUGAAAUCUCUUCUGUCGUUUUUGUGUAUUUCUUUUUAAUGAUUUUUCUCAACGUAUACCCACUCACACCCAAGCUAAAUUGCGUUUUGACGCUGUUUGUCAAACACGGUUUGAAAUUUUUUUCUUCACUUUAGUUGCUUAAACUCCCGUUUGUCGUCUUCAACUUUAGCUGACUGAAAAUGUAAAGUUAGUAAUUACUGGGGCCCUGUGUAAAAUUUAGUCUUUCAGUUUUCUGUCGCUAAUUUUUUUCAGUCCAACCCGGUUAAAACAAAAUUUUUUUGCUUUGUGAAUGGGGUAUUUAAUUAAGGAUUUACCCGGCGUCUGUUUUACUUGUUAAACAAAAUGAUAUUACACGAAACAGGCCAUGUUACCGCGACUGACGCAAAUUAGAAAACGUUUCACUCGUUGCAGAAAUUUGGAAAGAAAAUUCAGGUAUUGCAUGUCACUCUUUUGGGUAAGGUUAUGGCUGAGAAAAUUCAAAUCUUUGAUGCAUUUAUAUACCAGAAGAUCUCAGAAUAUUUUUUAUAUUUGGAUGAACCUUUUUAGGAAAGAAUGUUAUAGUAAUAAUCAAUUAUAUUUUAAUGUCAAAAGGAGAUUUUUUGGAAGUGUUGGAAGAUUUAGUUCAUGAUAAUUCGUCUAAUUAGGAACACUAUUGUUGAUAAAACUUCACAGAAUUUCAGGUUUUGAUACUGAUUCUUUGUGACCGUAAUAUUACGAGAGAAGACACUUGCAACGUGAGCAAAGACUCACUUUGCAAGGUGACAGCUAGUGACUGAUAUUUCAAAUACCUGAUAAUGGCCCUCUUAUAGUUUGUCGAAUCGUUAGUAAUUAUUGUGAAUAGUCUUUUUUCAGGGAUUCCGCCACCAGCACGAUGAAACUUCACGAUGAAUUGUUACUUCUGAGUUCAAAACAUUUACUGUUUUUUGAUUAAUUUACCUUCGAAAUGAGCCUUGAAGCGUUGUAUUUACCCCUUAGUGUAAAUGAUUUAGAAGUGACAUCUCCUCAGAAUUCCAACGCAUAAUCCAGAAGUCUUACCGACAGGGACAGCCCAGCAACCUGCCUCUACUUUUCACUUGUAUGUUUUUUAAUGUGUUGAACAAUCCUUUUUCCCCCCUAGAAUUCAGAUGUAUCCAAGUUUAUCAUUGCCCACACCCCAAACUAUGUGACAUUCCUACCAAACGCUGGAGCAAUUCCCUCGAAUGAAAUUUCCGAUGUUAUGGCACUCGCCAUGGGAUUUUCUUCUACUAAGGUAAGCUAGUUUGUUCUGCCUUAACAGAGACUAAGGUUCAAGUACACGACAGGCUGUUCAUGACUGGUGUAGAUGUUGAAAUGUGUAGUGUACAUUAACACUGCUCGUUAAUAUCCCUCAAUGGCUUCUCCUGCCCUCAUGCCUUUGCUACGAAGACAACCAUGAAAAAUGGUCAUCUCAGAGAUGAUAGUGAGGUUUGAAUUCCAGUGAGUGGUGGGAAUUGAAGAUAAAUUUAAUUUCCUAAAUUUUCGUUCUUCUCCUCUUUCUCCGACGAUGAAUUAAAUGUAAAUCGAGUCGAUCUUUUGGCCCUUGACUCGAAUGUUAGACAUUUUCCCCAAACUUGAAAUCAAGACUCUUCUUCAUCCUAAAUUGUGUAUUGAUAGCGUUGGGGUCAUUAAUGUCCAUAGGAAUUGAGCUGGGGUGGUUUGCUAGCAGGAGAUGUGUUCCGACGACCCAAAGCUAAUGUGCUGAUUACGGUUGAUGGCGUUACAAAAGGUACAGUAAUUUACGAGGCUAUUUUAAUGUAGUUUUUUUGCUUCUGUAACAAUUAUGUAAGUUCGUCGUAAAGGAAGACGUCAACUUUUACAACGAACUUAAAAAUACUUUUCCUACACACAGGUUAUUGAUAUGAAUCUUUUCUCCUUUUUAAUUGAAUAUUGUCGUUAAUCUUGACGCUGUUUAAUUUGGUCAAUCUUUUUGUUAGCUUUUUAAGUAAAAUAUUUUUCUCUUUUGUUGUUUCUUAAUGUGCGUGUUAGAUGACAAUUUUGACCUACCAGGAAGGGUUGCGUCAUAUCCCGUAGCAGAGGUAUGUGAAUGCAGUAGACUUUCCAAAAAUACAUAAUUCUGUGGAAUUAGAAUUUGACCAUCUUGCUUGUGGUCUCGAUCUAUGGACCUCUCGUAAUUCGCUGGCCUUCCACGUUGGGUAAAUUUUGGGUCCACGCCCUGAGGCUAUCCACUGCCUUGUGCUCUUAGGGAAUAGAUUGAGGCUACAAAGCUUCCAGAUUCCUUUGUCCGAUUUCAACCUGAAUGGAAAAUUUCCUAUGUGGACACUCUGGCCUGGUUUUUGUCUCAAAACUUGAGGAUCACUCCAUGUUCACCAUGUUAAACCGAGCAGAAAUUUCUCAUGUGCACCGAGGCGGCCCAGUGGUCGGGCGGAUGUAGAGAGGCUAACGAUCGUUGUUACCAGUUUUUUCCAUAAUUAUGCUACACCACUAAAGCUAUGCGCCCUACAGGGAAUAUAGAAGGGAGAUUUAGAGCGACGAGAAAUUAACCUUCGCUGUCACCUUGAAGAGAGACUAAAAGAAGAGUGAACAAUUUUUUUUCAUUUCUUAGUUCGAGGGUGUUGUGAGUUUGGCUGGAAUUCUGUCCACGUCAAGAGCCACACACGAAAACCUUCCGACGCGCGUGGCCAAUGUGUUCGGUGGCAAGUCACUUACAGUUUCCAUGUCUGGAAGUGAAGUGGUAAGUGACGCCUUGUGUUGUAUGUCCGUUCCUAUGCUAUCAGGUGCUACAGGCCAUGGGGUGUAGGGGAGGAGUAAGGAACAUGACCAGGUGCUACGGAUAAUGGGGUGUCAAGGGAAAGGUCAGGAACAUGACCAGGUGCUACGGGGUAUGGGGUGUCAGGGAAGAGGUCAGGAUCAUCACUAGGUGCUACAGGGUAUGGGGUGUCAAGGGAGGGGUAAGGAGAAUUACCAGGUGCUACAGGGUAUGGGGUGUCAGGGGAGGGGUAAGGAACAUCACUAGGUGCUACGGGGUAUGGGGUGUCAGGGGAGGAGUAAGGAACAUCACCAGGUGCUACAGGGUAUGGGGUGUCAGGGGAGGGGUAAUGCACAUUGCUUACCACACUGAAAAGCUCAGCUUCCUGUUCUUGAUUUCUAUUUGACGGCCUUGUUUCAUUCUUUUUUUCUCCUUUUUUAUUUUAAUCGUGUGUUUUUGCCUUUUUUUUUUUUGUUUUUUUUUUUAUUGAUUGUUUGAUAUUUAUUGCAUCAAACGGCCCAAAUUGGCGAUUAUCGAACUUGACAAACGCACAUUUCUCGUGCGCAAAAAUGAUGCCAAUCCUGGCCUACUUUUAGUCAAUGACUCCUUCCUUGUGCCUUGUAGCAUUCAACAUUUGUACUUGAGAAAGACAACUAGUUGGAGGGUGGGGUAAGUUUCUAAAGCAACUAUGGUGCAGGCGUUUCGAGCGUCAGCCCUUCUUUCAUUCGCUGUGACGAAGGGCUAACGCUCGAAACUUCAGCUUUAGAAACUCUUUACGGUGGCCAAUUUACAUUAUCAACUUAAUUGAUAAAACCAAACCAUAUAGUUUGAGGAAGAUUGGGUACAAAGGUUAGCGCAGGUAUGGCUUUACCGCGCUUAUACAUAUUUAUUAUAGUAAUACAAUUUGCUGUGUUUCCAUGUUUAGUUGGCGGCUGCUGGUCAUACAAUAGGCUCAAAUAGUUACACUUCGUUUUGGAAUCAGGCCGAGAACAAGUUUGAACAGGCCGAAGAAAACACCGUGCAAGGUCUGGGAGACUUGAUAGUCACCAAAGACGAGGUAGGAUUCGAGUGAAGCAAUUAACGGAUCAACAGCUAUCCUCGUACAGAAAAAAUUGUUUUGGGUGUUAGCACAGCUUGUUAAAUGUGGCUUAAACCCUUUACACCCUAACAUCAGUUUGGAUAGUCUCCAUACUAUCCUCUGUUUAUUUCCUUAGAUGCUGACAAGUAAAAUUUGUUUAACAAUGAAGAGUUUCUUUAGUUGAUGAUCAUGUCCUUUAUUCUCAUGACCUUAAUGUUUGAUUCAGAAAAGAUGGUGUAAGGAGAAAUAGGAUACUAAUCACAUAUUGAUGAGGUGGAAUUUGGGACAAAGGCCCUUUAUUCGUAAAAUUGCCAUCUAAAAGAUACCAUGUCUCGCCAUGAUUUACUGUAGUCAAACUCAGAACAACUAAGUUAGCAGACCGAGUGGCCGGUAUUUCCGUAAAACAUAUUCGCGUGAACAGUUGGUCAGAUUUUAUUGAAUUAAACUGACUCGUUUACCUUUAAGGUAAUAAAAAGACUGGAGAAGGCUGACUUUGGUAAAGGUAUGUUUCUUUCUUUUUUUAUUAAGCAGUCCUCUAUGAAGCUGGGUUGGAUUAAAACAUAUAAGGAGAUGUACACUUAGAAAAAAAUAUACACGUGUAAUUACUUGUCUUGUUUGGUCGUCAGGUGUAAAGUUUGCUCCAAGCACCAAAGAAUUUACUGUGUCGGUGCCUUUGAAAGGAAAUGCUGUCUUCAACAUGGAAAAGAAGGUUUGUCAUCUUUGCUAACCAAGUCUCCUUUUUAAACUUUGUAACAAAUAUGUUUUUAGUUUCAUUCAAGAGAUGAAACUUUUUGGUUUAGUAAGCAUGUAAUAUGAUCUAAACAUAUUCACAAAAAAAACAAACAAACAUGCAUUUGUCAUCUCCAGUUGUAUGAACUCACUUCCGUGUCAAAGAGUGCCACUGAAUUUUCGCGUCAUUUUCUCUUCAGGAAGAUUUUCUACUCUUCGCUGAGGUCGAUGCCAUCCUUCAAAUAAUAGAGAAGGUGAGAGAUUUAUCCUCAGAAGAGAUCCCUUUUGCGAUGGCGGGCAAACUAUUUUACCUCUGCGUACAUGCUAAUAGGCUUACUUGGCCUCGUUUUUGAGGUGAAAAUCGCAUUCUUGUAAUGUUGAAGGCAAAACAAGAAUUCCCAAUUUAUAUGAAUAAAAAAAACAACAACAAUUAGCACGCGAUUAUAAAAGAAGAUUUUUGUAUUUUCAAGAAACUCACAAUUUCAGAACAUCUUUAUAAUUCCUUGUUUUGUUUUGCAGCUGAACUCUGAUCCUAGCCUUGUGCAAGAUGGCGUUCCAGAUGUGUUCACUUUGGGUCUCUCCUCUGUUAAGGUAAGGUUUUGCUUAAGCUCUCUCACACGAAACUAGAGGGUUGCAGUGUAAUUUUAGUUUUUUAAUCUGUGCGUUUGUUUGACUGAUAUUUUUUGUGCUCUUUUUUCCUUUUUAUUUCAAUGUGUUUGUUUUAUACACAUGGCUCUAUUUUUUACUUCUAUUGUUUUGUGAUUCACAAAUUUUGCAUAUUGCUUUGCAGUUAAAUGCAACCUAUAACUUUCUGGAUUCGAAUGAGUUAAAUAUUGUUGUUGUGUUCCAAAUUUGAGCUUUUCAUUUACUCGCAAUGUUUUCCUCCUUAUAUGCACUAAAUGGUUUCUACUCAUGCCUCGUUUACAGGGACUUCGCCGUCGCUAUGGUGACCAAUCCUUACAGGCAGAAGGAGCUAUUCAAUUUUUGAAGGACAUGAUUCCCCAGGUAGAGAUCAUCAAAUGGUUGCCUUGUUUCACCAAGCACCUUAACCGCACCUUAACCGUACAAUUUUAAACCAUUUCAUUCCACUAUUCUAUCGUUACAGAUUGUGAAGAAGUUCUCUGAUUUAUACAACGGAAACGUUCUGGUGGAAGUUUUGUCGUUGCAGUGGCUUGGGUAAGUUGAUAGCAUUUUCUUUGUUAUAUUUAAAGAAAUUUCUGUAUACUGUGGAAGCAAAUGAUUAAUCGUGGGAAGUGCUGUUACUAACCUGUCUUUUAAUUUCCCCCUCCCCCUCCCACUCCCAACAGUGAUCUUCACACCAGAUACCCACGAGAGGUGCACGCCGUCUAUCAAGAAGUUGAACCUCACCUGUUAUCACAGUCAAGGGACCUUUUCCAUGACCAGCUUCCCUCUGUUACGCUCAGGCAUGAUCUGGUGAGUAGUUGCUGUUGUUUGAGUGGAAUCAGUUAUGUUUGUAUACUUUGUUUUUGUGCGAGUGAAUUUUUAAGGUUUUAUUGCUUGGUAAAGCAACAUUCAAUAAUGGUGCGAAAAUUGAGAGUCUUUGCUUGAUUUAAUUUUCUGACUCCCCCACUCUUCCUUCCUUUUCAUUCAUUUCCCUCUCAUGGCGUUUUUUUGCGUCACAUCACUGUUCACCGCUCCCUCACCCUACCUAAUCCCAACUCUUUUUCUCCUCCCUACUCAACCCUCGUCUUGAUUCCUCUCCUCUCUCCAUUCCUACCCCUCCCCAUCUUCUCCUCUUAUUCUUUGAACCCUAGACCUGGUACUUCUCUCCUUCGUUGGUCUCAUUCACUUCCUCCUUCCUUUACUCCUCCUACAGACCUUCCCCUAUCUUCUUCACGUUUUUUCCUUUCCCCCUCCAUCCUUCUCCUUCCCACCCCUCUCCUCAUAUUCUCCGUUCCCCUCCCUUCGCACCCCACGCCCCUCCCAUUCCCCUCCUCCCUUUUACUGCUUCAUGUCCUCCUCCUCCUACAGACCUUCCCCUAUCUUCUUUUACUCUUUUUCGUUUCCCCUACUCUCCUCUUAUUCUCCAUUCUCCUUCUUUCACACCUUACACCCCUCCUACAGAUCUUCCCCUAUCUUCCUUCACUCUUUUUCCUUUCCUCCUCCAUCAUUCUCCUUUCCACCGCUCUCCUCAUAUUCUCCGUUCGCAUCUCUUCACACCAUACACCCCUCCCAUUCCCCUCCCUCCUCUCACUACUCCAUGUCCUUCCUCCUCCUACAGACCUUCCCCUAUCUUCCUUCACUCUUUUUCCUUUCCCCCUCCAUCGUUCUCCUUCCUACCCCUCUCUUCGUAUUCUCCGUUCCCGUCCCUCCAUACCUUGCACCCCUCCCAUUUCCCUCCUCUCUUUCACUACCUCAUGUCCUUCCUCCUCCUACAGACCAUCCCCUCUCUAGUCUCCUUUCCCUUCUUACCCCUCCCUUUUCAUGCCCCCUCAGGUCACCAAUGCCUUAUUUUCCACACGCCUUCCCCUUCUGCUCUUUUUUCUACCAGAAUACAAUUGUGUUACUAUUACUGUUAAACUGACCAGAUUUUCAAUAAAGUUGUUAUCUGGAUUUAUUAUUGAACAGGAGGAACAAGCGAAGCAGUCGUUGUGUGAGUCAUUGCAUAAUAAACUUCUUUCGGUACAGUCUGCUCUCAAGGUAUGUGUCUGGUUGAGUAUUGUGUUUUUUAGUUAUCAAUUUCCUUCUCGUCCCAACAACAACAACCUGGCAGAUCGCGCAUAUACUUAUCAGAGAAUUAUCAGUGUGGAGAAACGAGAUUGAUAAAUUCACAAACUUACUAUUCCAUAGUAUAUGAUGAAAAAUGUUUCAACGCGUUUUCAAAAUAAACGACUGUCUUCUUUGGAUUGAAUUUAUACAGCGCAUGCGCAGGGCACUCCAUGGUUUCUUGUAUCGUUCCCAAUUGUUCCUAUGUACUCCCUAAUCCGUCUUUUUCUGUUUCUUUCAAGUUAUUUUCUUGAAAUUUUUUACAACGGCGUUUGACGGUGCUGAAACUGCCCAUUAAACUUCGUCACCCAUGUUUUUUUCAGAUAUAUUGUAAUAGAAAGCCCAGAAUCCGGCGUGCAGUGGACAGUGAUCCACAAUAUCAGGUACAAAUGUAUUUCAGGUUAAACAAGUAGAUUUCUUCGGCGUGGGAUUGAUCAAACCUUAGUUUGCAAAUGACAAAUGAUGUCUUUAACUCCAAAGGAAAACUUAGAUGAAGUUUAAAAGUUGACUUAUUCACUGGCAUCUACCACUUAAAAAAUAGUCUAUUUAUCGAUAUGUUACUCACUAGUUAUUGUUAUCGUCUAAUAGGCUGGUUCCGACACUGAUUUGGGCAAAGUGAACUUGGCCACCGAAUACUCCGAGGACUAUCCCAUAAUAUUCAACAUCUCGUUGUGGCUGCUUGUAGUUCUAGUCAUCUCCUUAUAUGUAAUAUGCCUAGUGAUGUGGUACAUGGAUCCGGGACGUGAUAGUAUUAUUUAUCGCAUGACCAGUCAGAGAAUUAAGAUGGAGUGACUCGGUGCUCAAAGUGGAGAAACUCUUGGCAACAACAGAAUUAAAACUGAUUGACACACAUUUUGAGGUUAAACAAACUGAGUAGUUGAGUAUCUUAUGCAGCAGUGAUGGAGAUGUCAAGUAUUUUCUUCUUCUACCGAAUGGUAAUUGUUUCCAAAGUACGAUCAUUGCGAUGAUUUUUGUGUCAAGGUUCAGGUUGAUUCAUUGGGAGACGAGAUUAAAUUUUUUGUUUGUUUGUUUGCAGUUACUCUGGUUUUUAUUUUGAUAAUAUUUUAGAGGUGAUGAAAUUAAAUGUCUUUCAAUUA